CGGUUACCAUGGUAAUAGCUGAUCACACGACUAGUUGGCUAACUACUAGCUAGCUAGCCAUGGGCGUCGACAAUUUCAAGAUGGCACUUUGAUGAUGGGCUGAAGGAUACAACUGCUUACUAACUGACCAAAUGAGAUAACAGCACAGCAGCAAUGUCUUCCUUAGAAAAGGAAAUUACUGACCUUCAUUUAAGCCUUGAUUGUGGUGAUAAUGCUGUGAAAACACAUACCCCGCACAUUCUACCAGAGUGUGUUGGACCUAUACAGAUCACUGAGUAUGUCACAUCUGACACCCAAUAUUUCAGCAGAAGAAACUUCAAAUAUGUUGUGGAUUGCAUUUUGAAGAACACUACUUUAAAGAAUUUGUAUCUUGAAGGUAAUGAAAUAUCCAGGCUUCCGGAUACGCUGUUCACCAGUUUGUCAAACUUGGUGUGGUUAGAUCUCAGAAAUAACCAAAUCACAGCCCUUCCUGCAAAAAUUGGUCUACACAGAUGUCUGAAAACGUUGCUGCUAGAAGGGAAUCCUAUCACAGAGCUUCCACUGGAAUUGGGUAACGUGAUUACUCUCAAGGCCCUGAGUUUGAGGCAUUGCCCCAUCACGUUUCCACCUCAAGAGGUUGUGGGGCAGGGCCUCCAAUGCAUCCUACAGUACCUACGGAGUGCCAUGGCCGAACGACCGGUUAGUGUGCGGAACUCUCUUCCAGACAUGCCCCCAGUGGAGAAGCUACAGUUGACAGAGCUUGUAAAGUCCAGUUUGGACCUUUGUGAAGAGGUGGUGGAUGAAGAUGAACUGCAGAGGUUCAGAGAGCUGAGGCAGAAGAUGAGCCAAAUGGACAGAGCUGAGUUGGGCUAUGCCCUCCCUAUUUCACGCCUCCCUAGAGCAGCAGAGGGUGAUAGAGGCCACAAGACAUACCCUCUGCCCGUCAUUAAAAGAAAGAAAGAGAUUACCAGGGGAAAUAUAUUUCCCGAGCUCCCUCCCUUUGACAUGCAGUACUGGAAGAGGUCAGAGGAGAGAAGACUGGCUGCAAUGAAAGAGCUUAAAGAAAAACAAGCCAUUCUUGAACAAAGGAGGAAAGACCAAGAGCUCCUCAAGGAAUGGCGUACUCAUGCUAGGGUCAUGCAGGAGAGGAAAAUCUUAGAGCACAAGCAGGAAAGGCGUGAGAGACAUAGAAGAGAAGAGACGUUGAAAAAGAUAGCGUCAGGCUGCGCAGACACUCAGUUGAGGCUGUCCAGGUCAGGGGCAGCGACAGGCCUAGCUAACGAUGGAUCACUGUGCCUCCAGUGUGCCGAGUCAGUCAUCCUGCAGUCAGAUGUCCCCAGCGAGGCUGCACCACAGCUGGUACCGAUAAAUGCUCCAUACGCCACAGAGUCUCUGUGUAGUGUUGUUGAAAGUGGUGAGGUCAAGACCCACAACCCCCCACCAAAGAGGAUCCAGAGACAGAGAUCGUUCCUGUCCCAGAAGGAACACGAGGAAGCCAGGGCAGCCCGCGACCGGGAGUUAGAGCAGCGGAUCAGGAGCCAUGUUCAGAUGAUCCAGGAGAGGCGCAGGAGGCCCAGUGGCACUGCCCAAGAGGAGACAGAAGCUGCAAGGCAGGACAUGGAGGAAGCCAAGAGAUUGCAGUCGGAACUUGCUGAGAGGAAACAGGAGAGCGACAUCGAGUAUCGAUUCAUCGCAUUUACUGGGGAGAACUCACCAAGAUGCUAUGACAAGUGAAAGUAUUUGUGUGUGUAGACCUACUGCCAUUUAGAAUUAUUGCCGUAUUAAAUGAAUUGACAUUGUAUGCAAAGAAGUCGUACAGGACAGGGUAGUAUGGAAUUACAGCACUCUACAAACAGUUUACAAUGGCAUCCGAUACCCAUUCAUCAAUAAACAUUUCAGCCUGUUACACGCA
This is a messenger RNA of Oncorhynchus kisutch (coho salmon), 1891 nucleotides long. RefSeq names its product leucine-rich repeat-containing protein 27. The coding region runs from base 154 to 1713 and encodes 519 amino acids. The record is from RefSeq and is a predicted model, not a curated record. Gene Ontology annotation, molecular function: protein binding. Gene Ontology annotation, cellular component: cytoplasm. Lineage: Eukaryota; Metazoa; Chordata; Actinopteri; Salmoniformes; Salmonidae. The transcript is spliced from 12 exons.